AAACCCCUCCAGCCCCGUCCGCAGAUCGCGGCGACACGAGACCCACCCGGAGCCACCGCUGCUACCACCGCCGCUGCCGCUGUCAAAAUGCGCACGGACAUCCUCCUGCGGGUUGACUGUCAGAUGUGUCCGCGCAUCGGACACUAAAUAUAUCGUGAGAACAUUUCUCUACCGGCACGCACACACACACACACGUACGUACAUACACGUGUGUGUGUGUGUACGUGUGCGGUUGGUGGGUUGGUGGUGGGGGGGGGUCAUAGUUCGUGCUGCGCGGCGCCGUCGUCCGUAUCUGCGUAAAGCCGAUUUGGAGUCCCGGCUCUGGAUUUACGCGUGAGGAAGGGGAUGGAUGGCCAAGGAUCGGAUCUGCGCGCGCUGCGGCUGAUCUAGACCCGUAAGCAUCCAGCAAAAUCCUGACAAAGCGGUUUGAGUGCAUCAUGGAACACAGACUCGCCUUCCUCAAUUUCAUCAUACUCAUCAGCAAGUGGCCACCGGGCUCGGAGGCCCUGAACGGGAGCCGGCUGGCAACACCGCGGGCGGCGGUGGCGGCCGUGCCGGAGGAGGAGACGGAGGCGGCGAUGGCGAUGGUGCCCGUGGGCGAGGAGCAGUACAUCGUGAAGGCGCAGUACGAGUGCUACAUGAAGAUCCUGCGUGAUCCUCCCUAUAACGGCAGCGGACCUUACUGUAACCGCACGUGGGAUGGCUGGCGCUGCUGGGACGACACGCUAGCAGGCAACGAGGUCUCCCAGAAAUGUCCCGACUAUUUCGAAGACUUUGACCCGUCUGAAAAAGUCACCAAGAUUUGCAACAGGGACGGAAACUGGUUCCGCCACCCGGAGAGCAACCGCACGUGGUCCAACUACACGCUGUGCAACGCGCACACACACGACAUGCUGAAGAUGGCCAUGAAUCUCUAUUACCUCGCCGUGAUCGGACACACGCUCUCCAUUGUUUCGUUGUCGACGUCGCUCUUCAUUUUCUUUUAUUUUAGGAGCCUGAGCUGCCAAAGGAUAACGCUCCACAAAAACCUCUUCAGCUCCUACAUCCUCAACUCCGUCAUCACCAUCAUCUCGCUCACCGUGGUGGCUAACAACAGGCAGCUCGUAGCCAGCAACCCUAUCGAGUGCAAAGUCCUCCAGUUUCUCCAGCAGUACCUGAACGGCUGCAAUUACUUCUGGAUGCUGUGCGAGGGGAUUUACCUACACACGCUCAUCGUGGUCGCCGUGUUCUCGGAGAAGCAGCACCUCGUCUGGUACUACCUCCUCGGCUGGGUUUUCCCAUUGGUCCCUGCCGUCAUACACGCCGUGGCGAGAUCCGUCUAUUACAACGACAAAUGUUGGAUCAGCUCCGAAACCUACUUGCUGUACAUUAUACACGCGCCCUACAUCAUCGCGCUGCUGGUGAACUUGUUCUUCCUGCUGAACAUCGUGCGCGUGCUGGUGACCAAGCUGAAGGACACGCACCGCGCCGAGUCGAACAUGUACAUGAAGGCGGUGCGCGCCACCCUCAUCCUCGUGCCGCUGCUCGGCAUCCAGUUCGUGCUCGUACCCUGGAGGCCCGAGGGCCGCCUCGCCGGAGAGGUCUACGACUACCUGAUGCACCUCGUCAUGCACUACCAGGGUCUUCUGGUGGCUACUAUAUUUUGCUUCUUCAACGGAGAGGUGCAGACGGUGCUGCGGCGCCACUGGAUGCAGUACCGCCUGCGCUUUGGGCACCGUCGGCGCGUGGAGCACUGCUCCGUGCGCUCCACCUCGUACAGCACCACGGGCUCCGUGGGGGACGCCCCCCUCCCCGCCUCCUAUGCCUUCGUCAAGGCCGGCAACGGCCAGGCGCGCAGCUGCAAUGGAGCGGUGGCUGGCGCCGGUGGUGCCAGCGGUGCCGGCGGCAGCGGUGGCGUCGGUGGGGUUGGCGGAGGAGGAGGUGGCGGCGGCGGCGGCGGCGGCGGCGUUAGUGGUGGCGGCAAGAGAACCGGCAACAGCGAACGGCUUACGCUCAAGCUCAACGAGACCAAAGCGUAGCCUUGUGGCGAUGUCGUGGCGUUUGCGUCGCACCGCCCUGUCCUGAACCGAGCGUCGCAAGACGAUCGCGCAUCGUGCACACCUGCGUUCUUUUGGUAUUUAAGUGCAACGAAUUGCACCAGUGUCAUUUGGUUUUCUAUAUAUAUACAGUCAGUGCUACUAACUCGCUGCUUAGGACUGCCACCAACAAGGGCAGCGGUUGUAAUGCAGUAAAUUAAUUAACCCCUCGCGAGGCCCCCCCCCCCCGUCACCCAGCCGACCCCGUCUUGGGUAAUAAAGAGCUGGCGAACUUCGGUUUCUGCUUAAGAAGGACGGUGAGAAGACCUGCAUACGCAAGCUUUUGAAAUAAAUAAACAUGUAGACAUUUCAAAUCGAAGGCAGGACUCCUUUUCGUUCGUUAAAAAAAAACCAACCCCUCCCGACCGCCCCACGUUUGCACCCAUGAUGUUUCUGCCCGCUUGGGACACAAGGGCCUUUUAACAUUCAGUUCCACUUGGACAGCAGGCCCCCGGGCGCCAGCUCUGCGAUGGUUUUGGCUGCUGCAAGGGUGAGCCUAACUAUCACUACCAACAGCCUGUGCCUAAGUCAUUCAGGUUUGGAACUCCGCUAUUUGUUUUUUGUCUCGCAUUGAGCACAGCGGUCAGAACGUGUGACUAUUUGACUGCGACGUCAAUGGAAAGAGUGUUGCUCGCACUGAGAUGCCGUGUUUGUGGAGGGGGGGGGUGUGGGGUGGGGAAUAUUCCAAGCACAUCUAAAUAAUUAGAGUGAAAGGGUUGGUGUCCAGUUAUGGUUUGGCUCGUUUGCAAAUCAACACCGCCGCAAGAACACAGUGCGCUCCGUCAGAUGAUGACAACAAGCCAGCCUUGUGCUAAAGUCGCGUUACAUAAAUGGCUUAAUUCACUCACGGUUAAAUGUAACGUUUUAAUUUUUCUGUGACGUACCCCCUCUGAAAUCAUUUAGCGAUAAGUCAUCUAUCAUUGACAUUUCAAAAUAUAUGGAAUCCGUGAUCCCGCAGCGGCAAGAUUGAUCGAAUGGACGAAGUGGCGGAGGGCAGCAUGUGCCGUGACGGUGUUCGUUCACGUUGUUUUUUUAUUCUUGCGAAACAAUCUUUCGAAGCAGUUUUGUCGACGGCAAGUGGUGGUCACGGGGAGAAGCGAAAAAUGUUGCAAAGAAGCUAAGGCGGAAGAAAUUGGAACUCUCAGCGAAAAAUGUUAAAAUCUUACACGGAGGAUUCCCGAGCAAAUGCACGGCUUGUUCAGUGGUGUUGAAAGCUGCUUGUGUCGAAAAUGCAAAUUGGGUUAAUUACAAUGGAACAGCGAAAUGUUUCGCCAUGAGAACAGGGUACAGCAUAGAUGCCGUCCGUGAUGGAUGUGAACAGUGAUUGGUGAGGUGGGAGGGAAAAAAAACAGGAUUACGUUCUGUGUCGAAGGUGGUUGUUUUUUUUCACGGAAAAUAUUAAGAUCCUUGUAUUUAUUUCCUAAAUGGAGUUAAAAAAAAUACUUAUUUAAGACAGUUUAUGUGUACGCGUUGUGUGUAACUGCAGUACAAACAUGUAUUUAUAGUCACAAAAUCGUGUAAUUUUUAAAUAUAGUUUCGUCAUUGCCCGUAAUUUAACUGUUUGUGUAAGUUGUUUGUUAACACAGUGACAACAUGAUGAUGAUGAUCAUUAAUAUAAAAGCAAAUAGGAUGGACGAUGCUUGACACUGAAUGUCGGGCUGUGCGUAGGGUUAAUUCCAGAGUUAAGUAGCCGUGAUGUAAGUAAUGUGACUGUCAAACAGAGGCUGAUUGUGUAGCCAUUCGCUUUCUCAUCCCUGAGAUGCACAGCAAUCUACUGCGGUCGUGUUCCAUACGUCUGAGAUGUGCUCCACGUCUUUUAAUGGGUCAAUUAAAGCAAACAUCUGUUGACAAAUUGCUAACGUGACACGUUCGGCACGGCAAUCGUUCUCUGAAACAGUUUGCUGUGCGUCACCGAUGCCAUAGUCUGGAUCCAGGUCGUCCUUGGCCAUAAAUCUGGAUCGCAUAUUCAAUUCCGUCCACGUGCCCGACGUUACAGACACGUCGUGGUGGCGAGAUGUGAACUACCUCGCCUGGUAUACAGGAGGUCGUGGGUUUGAUCCCAGCCCUGACGCCUGUACAAAUGGAGUUUGCGUGUCUCUCUCCUCGAGGUCGUGUGGAUUUUUC
Molecule: messenger RNA, 4199 nt
Organism: Petromyzon marinus (sea lamprey)
Lineage: Eukaryota; Metazoa; Chordata; Hyperoartia; Petromyzontiformes; Petromyzontidae
Product: calcitonin gene-related peptide type 1 receptor-like
Biological process (GO): adenylate cyclase-activating G protein-coupled receptor signaling pathway; cell surface receptor signaling pathway
Cellular component (GO): plasma membrane
Molecular function (GO): calcitonin receptor activity
Source: RefSeq, a predicted model, not a curated record